Molecule: messenger RNA, 2029 nt
Organism: Pristis pectinata (smalltooth sawfish)
Lineage: Eukaryota; Metazoa; Chordata; Chondrichthyes; Rhinopristiformes; Pristidae
Gene: snx2
Product: sorting nexin 2
Exons: 15
Coding region: 27-1595 (522 amino acids)
Biological process (GO): early endosome to Golgi transport; intracellular protein transport
Cellular component (GO): endosome membrane; endosome
Molecular function (GO): phosphatidylinositol binding
Source: RefSeq, a predicted model, not a curated record
UCGUCGGUGCGGUCGUGACAGAGAAGAUGGCGGCGGAGAGGGAGCCCCCUCCCUUUGGAGACGGCGAUCUGGAGGGAGAGGAAGAGGACGCGGAGUUUAGGGAGCUGGAGGGGAGCGAGGAUCUCUUCGUCAGCACCACCAGCACCUUGGAGUCUAGUCCUUCUUCACCUGAUCCUGCUAGUCUUCCAACUGAAGAUAUAAGUGUAAAGUCCAAUGGUCCCAAGUCUGAAGUUUUACUGGAUGAUGACCAUGAAGACCUCUUUGCUGAAGCUACAGAAGAGGUGUCACUUGACAGUCCUGAAAAGGAUUACCUACCUUCUCCAGAACCAACUCCUGCUAUUACCCCAGUAUCUCCGACACUCAUUGCACCACGGGCUGAACUAAAAAUGUCUAAUCCAAAGAUGUUUGAACGAUCUAAGGAGGAGCUUGAGGAAGAGGCAAACGGAGAUGUGUUUGACAUUCAUGUGUCAGUUUCUGACCCUGAAAAAGUUGGUGAUGGUAUGAAUGCCUACAUGGCUUACAGUGUGUCAACUAAGACUACUUUAUCCAUGUUCAGCAGCAAAGAAUUUACAGUCAAAAGGAGAUUUAGUGACUUUCUGGGUCUACAUAGCAAAUUAGCUUCAAAGUAUAUGCAUGUGGGCUACAUUGUACCUCCUGCACCAGAAAAGAGCCUUGUAGGCAUGACCAAAGUCAAAGUUGGAAAGGAAGACCCAUCAUCAGCUGAUUUUGUGGAAAAAAGGAGGGCAUCGUUGGAGAGAUACCUGCAACGCACAAUAAAGCAUCCAACCCUGUUGCAAGAUCCUGACUUGAGGCAUUUUUUGGAAAGUAGUGAGCUGCCUCGUGCGGUUAGCACCCAGGCUCUAAGUGGUGCAGGCAUAUUGAGGAUGGUGAACAAGGCUGCUGAUGCUGUCAACAAAAUGACAAUCAAGAUGAAUGAAUCGGAUGCAUGGUUUGAGGAAAAGCAGCAGCAAUUUGAAAACCUGGACCAGCAGUUAAGAAAACUACAAAACAGUGUUGAUCUCCUGGUCUGCCACAGAAAGGAACUCUCAGUCAACACAGCUGCCUUUGCCAAGAGUGCAGCCAUGCUGGGUAACUCUGAGGACCACACUGCCCUGUCAAGGGCACUAUCACAGUUAGCAGAAGUUGAAGAGAAGAUAGACCAGCUUCAUCAAGAACAAGCAAAUGCUGACUUCUUCUUAUUUGCAGAACUUCUAAGUGAUUAUGUUCGACUCAUCUCCUCUGUAAAGGGUGUAUUUGAUUAUCGAAUGAAAUGCUGGCAGAAAUGGCAGGAUGCACAGGCCACUCUGCAAAAGAAAAGGGAAGCUGAUGCUAAACUUCAAUAUGCAAAUAAACCUGACAAAAUGCAGCAAGCAAAAGAGGAGAUAAGAGAAUGGGAGGCAAGAGUUCAACAAGGGGAAAGGGAUUUUGAACAAAUCUCAAAAACCAUUCGUAAGGAAGUAGGCAGAUUUGAGAAAGAGAGGGUAAAGGAUUUCAAAUCUGUUAUAAUCAAAUACCUUGAAUCUUUAGUGCACACGCAGCAACAAUUAAUUAAAUACUGGGAGGCAUUCCUGCCAGAAGCCAAAGCAAUAGCAUGAAAUUCCAAUGAGAUGAAACGUGGCCUGUCUCUUGUUUACAACUGGUUCCAUACUAGGCACUGACCACAGAAUUCCAACAUAACCACUAUAUACAUAUUUUAAAUUGUAAUACUACAUUACAAAAGUGGUUUAAAUUUCUCUUGUAUUUUGUCAACCAACUGCAUGGCCUAAUCCAGUCAGAAUGAAUUGGAUUGUGGAAUGAAAUUCUGCAGUAGUUGCUGAAUUGAACACUACUGUGCAGCUUAAUUUUGCAGUGAAGUGCAUUGUCAGUGCUGGAACUGAGAUUUUGCUGUAAUGACACUUGUUUCAUUAAGAGAUCUAUUACUGAAUUUUCAUAUAACUAAUUGUAAAUUGUGAAACAUAAAUUCAGCAUUCCUGUAUAGAAAUCAUGAAUUUUGAUCUUUGUUACUAUAAUAAAGGGAUAUACUUCACCA